AUGGCAAAAAUGAGUCUCUCUUCCUACAUAUUAAUACUAACUUUUUCUUUGCUUUCUCAAGGUGUUGUACUUUCAGCAUCCAAGUCCAUAAGAAACUUAGAAGAUGACAUGGUAUUUAAUACAUUUAGGCUGGGAAAGGCCUUUCAGAAGGAAGAUACUGCAGAAAAAUCAGUCGUUGUUCCUUCCCUGGAACAAUAUAAAAAUGAUGAGAGUGGUUUCAUGAACGAUGAGGAAAAUAAAAAUUCAAAGAAUGAAGGCUCCAAGCAUAAUUUCUUAAAUCACGGUCUGCCACUGAAUCUGGCUAUAAAACCUUAUCUUGCACUAAAAGGAUCUGUAGCUUUUCCAGCUGAAAAUGGAGUUCAGAAUACUGAAUCAACACAAGAAAAGAGAGAAAUUGGAGAUGAAGAAAACUCAGCUAAAUUUCCUAUAGGAAGGAGAGAUUUUGACAGUGAGUAG
Diceros bicornis minor is the source of this 456-nucleotide messenger RNA. RefSeq names its product pro-melanin concentrating hormone (gene PMCH). Bases 1 to 456 code for a protein of 151 amino acids. Gene Ontology annotation, molecular function: melanin-concentrating hormone activity; type 1 melanin-concentrating hormone receptor binding. Lineage: Eukaryota; Metazoa; Chordata; Mammalia; Perissodactyla; Rhinocerotidae. The record is from RefSeq and is a predicted model, not a curated record. The transcript has 2 exons. Gene Ontology annotation, biological process: behavior; chemical synaptic transmission.